AUGCUUCUUUUAGUUGAUAAAAAACAUUGCGACAAUGUUUAUGAAAGAGAAGAUUUGAAGAUUACUUUAAAACUUUUUCUUGAGAAAUUUGAUUACGAUUAUAUUAAAGAUGCUGUUGAGGCUGUAAUAAAACAACUCAAAACGGAUUCAAUCGAACAAUUAAUUCUAUCCUUUCCAGAAUCAGAAUCAAAUUCUCCCGAUUCAAUUGACGAAAAAUGGUUUAAUGAAGUUUUGCGUGUUUGGAAAGAAACAGAAAAUGGAUUGAUAGCACAACGGAAGGUUUUGUAUAUGGGGGUUGCCGAUUUUCAAUUACCUGAGCUUGAUCUUUUAUUUAAAAAAGCUGUCCAUAAACCAGGGAUUGUUCAUGUUUUUAUCGAUGGAUGUUGUGUGGUUAAUCCAGAGCUUCAAGCCUAUGCUAAACAAAAUUCAAUUCAACUUUUAACGCACAAUGAUCCAAAGCCUUUUCCAUUAAAAGAGGUCUUUCAUUGUUUUUGUGAGGACAAAUCUGAUCCCGAUUCGUCUCGAAUUUGUCAAACUUUAUUUGAGCCUGUCUGGGCAGCUAGAUAUACUGUUUGGGUACGGAGGCGUUCAUUAAUGGCUGCAAAGGUUUGGCAAAAAAAUUUUUUAAAGGCAUUUAAAAAAAUUUUCGAGACUAACUAA
Meloidogyne enterolobii is the source of this 660-nucleotide messenger RNA. Lineage: Eukaryota; Metazoa; Nematoda; Chromadorea; Rhabditida; Meloidogynidae. The record is from the annotation of a GenBank genome assembly.